Molecule: messenger RNA, 1593 nt
Organism: Hyphopichia burtonii NRRL Y-1933
Lineage: Eukaryota; Fungi; Ascomycota; Pichiomycetes; Serinales; Debaryomycetaceae
Gene: SIP5
Product: Sip5p
Exons: 1
Coding region: 156-1493 (445 amino acids)
Cellular component (GO): cytoplasm
Source: RefSeq, a predicted model, not a curated record
GAAAGACAAACCAGCAAAGCUUAUACACAGGAAUUUGGCACACAAACGAAAUCCCCAAUUCCAAUUGUCAUUCAUUCAUCAUUAAAUUCUUACUUCGCUACCCUUCGAAAGAGGAUAAAAGUCUGGUAAUUAGAUAGCAGAUAGAGAAGAAGACCAUGGGAAACGUGCCGGCCAAAGAAGGAAGGAGCAGAUCGAGUUCGUACGCCAGUUCGUCUACGAAUUACUUGGAAUCAGGGAAUUCCAGAUCAGCCCGAAGAAAUACUAGUUCCUCUAUUUUCAGUAGUAGUUUUGGAGGAGACUCGAAGAAAAGCAAGACGGAAGAAAAGGAUAGACAGAGAGAAAAGCAUUUUUUCAAUUUGAUUGUUCGGUUUGAGGAGAGUGUUGAUGGAGGAUUUUUAGCCCCAUUUGGAACUUAUAAAUCCAACUUGGAUUAUAAUACUGAUAUAGUAAGAAAUUUGGUUAUAAAUCGGAGAAUAUCGCCGUUUUAUACGCCGUUACAGGAUUUCAAUGAUAGUUGGACUGAUGAUGAGUUGAUAAUAAUAUUGUCGCAAUUAACCUUACAUUCGAUUGAAACUGCUUAUACUGAUGAAGAAGAGGUUGAUGAUAUUGAUAAUCACAAGAUACAUAAAUCCACUCAUUAUUAUAAGAGACAAGAACAAAAAUUGAAAUUGAAGAAUUUAAUUGACAAAGUUAAACAAUUACAAAAAGAUGAAGAAAAUAAAUUUUUAGAAGAAAAAUUAAGGUUGAAAAAUGGAGAUUCGAAUACUUCAUCUAAUUUACCUUCGAGAGAUUUAUUACUAAAGCUAUACCGUAAUGCAAGUGAAUGUCCAAUUUGCUUUUUAUAUUAUCCAGUUAAUUUGAAUGUUAGUCGUUGUUGUCGUCAACCCAUUUGUACCGAAUGUUUUGUUCAAAUUAAAAGAUUAGAUCCUCAUCCUCCUCAUGAUGAUACUUCAAAUGAACCCGGUAGUAAUGAAUUGCCUCAUACCAUAAUAUCGGAACCGGCAAAUUGUCCCUAUUGUGCAAUGCCUGAUUUUGGAGUCACUUAUGAAUCUCCAAAACAAAUUCAUACGGGGAUAAAUGGUAUAAACCCCAGUGACUACCAAAUUUAUAAUAGUAUACCGGAAAAUGCAAUUUCCUCAUCUCCUCCAAUUACACAACACUCCAAUGAUAGCCCAAUUACCCAACUGAAAAAACCAAGACGUAGAUCUUCAAUACCAGCGGAUUCUAACUCGGUUAUCACCACCGAUUUCAUCAGACCCGAUUGGGAAACCAAAUUAAUCAGUGCUAGAAAUAAAUUAGCUAGAAAAGCUGCUACCGCAAGUGCUAUUCACGCAUCUAAUCUAAUAAUACCAGGUGAACACCAGUCGAAUAAUGGCUCGAGUACUAGAAAUCAAACCCAAUCAAUGGAAGAACGAAUGAUUGAACAAGCCCUUCGUUUAUCAUUACUUGAUGAAGAACAAAGAAAACGUAAAGUAGCAGAUCAAAAAAACUGACUUCAACUCUAAAUAUCUAUACAUAUGAUUUACAAGAAGCUGUUUAAGUAAAUAGAUUUUUGUCUAGUUUAAUGAAUUUUUUUUUUAUCCCCCUACAUAA